AUGGCCAGAGAGUAUCAUCAGCUAGAAGCAAGGAGGAGGCGUCUCACAUGGAUUCUUGGGGUUAGUGCCCUCUGUAUUUUGUUUUACGUGUUGGGAGCUUGGCAGGCCUCUCCUAAUACUCCAUACGAUUUGUACGCUAAAAUUGGUUGCGAUAAUAACACCGGUGCAUCGGACACCGUCGACAAUGCUAAGUCGACGAAGUUGGACUUCGCUAGCCAUCAUCAGGUCGCUCUCGAUAGUUCUAAGACAGUUACUCGAUUCCCGCCGUGUGAUAUGAAGUACAGCGAGUACACUCCUUGCCAGGAUAAGGUGAGGGGACGGAGAUUCGAUCGCGACAUGAUGAAGUAUCGAGAGCGGCAUUGUCCCGCCAAGGAAGAGCUUCUGCUCUGCCUUAUACCAGCUCCGCCGAAUUAUAAGACCCCUUUCAAAUGGCCUCAGAGCCGUGAUUAUGCCUGGUACGACAAUAUCCCUCAUAGAGAACUCAGCGUUGAGAAGGCGGUCCAGAAUUGGAUUCAAGUCGAGGGUAAUAGGUUCAGAUUCCCUGGUGGAGGCACCAUGUUCCCUCUCGGAGCCGAUGUGUACAUUGACGACAUCGCCAAGCUCAUUCCCCUUACUAAUGGACACAUCAGGACAGCAGUUGAUACUGGCUGUGGGGUUGCAAGUUUUGGUGCUUACCUGUUGAAGAGGGAUAUCUUGACAAUAUCAUUUGCUCCGAGAGAUACACACGAAGCACAGGUCCAGUUCGCGCUGGAGCGCGGAGUUCCUGCGAUGAUCGGAAUCAUGGGAUCGCAGAGGCUUCCUUACCCGGCAAGGGCUUUCGACUUGGCUCAUUGUUCUCGUUGUUUGAUCCCUUGGUCAAAGAAUGACGGUUUGUAUCUCACCGAAGUGGAUCGAGUUCUAAGGCCGGGAGGUUACUGGGUGCUCUCCGGUCCUCCUAUCCGCUGGAAGACGUAUUGGAGAGGAUGGGAAAGGACAAUGGAGGACUUAAAACAAGAGCAAGACGGUAUCGAAGACGUCGCCAAACGCCUAUGCUGGAAGAAAGUGACCGAACACAACGAUCUCGCAAUUUGGCAAAAGCCUAUCAACCACAUUGAGUGUGUUAAAAACAAGAAGGCCCAUGGAACACCGGUCAUGUGUGCAUCACAGGAUCCAGAUUCAGCUUGGUACAGAAAUUUGGAAGCUUGCAUAACCCCACUUCCGGAAGUAACAAGUCCAAAUGAUGUUGCCGGUGGCAAACUACCGAAAUGGCCGGACCGUGCAUUUGCCGUCCCUCCUAGAAUUGGCCGUGGAUUAGUACCAGGCAUCGGUGCCGAUCGAUUCGUAGAGGACAACGACCUGUGGAAGCAAAAGAUAGCACAUUACAAUCGAAUCGUUACUCCGCUACGCUCCGGACGAUAUCGGAACAUCAUGGACAUGAAUGCAUACCUAGGUGGAUUUGCAGCAGCAGUGUCAAAGUAUCCAGUGUGGGUCAUGAACGUCGUCCCAUCGGAUUUGGACCCCGACACGUUGGGAAUCAUUUACGAACGUGGUCUAAUCGGAACGUACCAGGAUUGGUGCGAGGGAUUCUCGACAUAUCCGAGAACAUACGAUCUCAUCCAUGCGAGUGGCGUGUUUACUAUGUAUCAAGACAGGUGUGACAUCACUUACAUCUUGUUGGAGAUGGAUCGAAUUCUGCGUCCCGAAGGGUCGGUUAUAUUCCGGGACACGGUGGAGGUGCUGGUGAAGAUAAAGAGCAUAACAGAUGGGAUGAGGUGGAAGAGUCAGAUCGUGGACCAUGAAAGCGGACCCUUCAAUCCUGAGAAAAUUCUUGUUGCUGUUAAAACAUACUGGACUGGUGAAGCAACACAAGCAACCUAG
Messenger RNA from Hibiscus syriacus, 1857 nucleotides. RefSeq names its product probable methyltransferase PMT17. Gene Ontology annotation, molecular function: methyltransferase activity. The record is from RefSeq and is a predicted model, not a curated record. The coding region runs from base 1 to 1857 and encodes 618 amino acids. Lineage: Eukaryota; Viridiplantae; Streptophyta; Magnoliopsida; Malvales; Malvaceae. Gene Ontology annotation, cellular component: cytoplasm; trans-Golgi network; endosome. The transcript is spliced from 5 exons.